Ananas comosus (pineapple) is the source of this 792-nucleotide messenger RNA. Its product is annotated as allergen Asp f 7 homolog. Lineage: Eukaryota; Viridiplantae; Streptophyta; Magnoliopsida; Poales; Bromeliaceae. The transcript is spliced from 2 exons. The annotation marks the transcript as partial. The record is from RefSeq and is a predicted model, not a curated record.
AUGAUUUCUCCGUCGAAGGGGGCGGUGGCGCACCUGCGAAGUGUCGUCGUCGCCGUCGCCGUCGCCGUCGCCACCACGUCACCGGGCCCACGUAUCUACCACUGCACAUUCGCUUCGUCAGGUCAGGUGGUGAGUGACGAUGCAUCAGCUCGGGAGCGGCCUCUACGUCUCGGGCCCCCUUCCUCCGUCGCCGCCGCCGCCGCCCCGCGAGCGCCGCCGGACUUCUCCCUCUCCUCCACCGACCACAUCCCCCUCUCCGGCGACCUCGCCCGCAUGUUCCCCUCCUCGCAUUCCUCCUCGCUCGCCCCGUACACCGGCGGCGACGGUCCCCUCUCCGGCGACCUCGCCCGCAUGUUCCCCUCCCCGCAUUCCUCCCCCCAUCUCCGCCCCCCGCCGCCGCCGCCGGCGGCCUCCUCCCCCCGUCUCCCGCAGUCCGGCCUCGUCGUCGGCCCCCCUCGUCCCUCGCCGCCGCCGUCGCCGGAGCCGAGCACCAGGAAUCCGCCGGCCGGGCCGCAGAAGAGCGAGUUCGCGUCGGGGAUUCCGAUCUGGUGCUGCUUUCUGGCGGCUGCCGCCGUCGCCGCCGGAAUCGGGAUCGGGGUGUUCGUCCUCGUGUCGGCGCGGAGGCUGGAGGUGCUGGCGGCGGCUUCGGCGGUGGCCGCGGCGGUCGGGGUGGUAGGGGUCUGGAAUUGGUGGAGCAGAGCGAGGGAGGCGGAGGGGUUCUUUCGCCGCUUCCCGGAUUCGAGCGUCGGUCGGGGUAGCCUCCCGGUUGGCGAGCUUGUUAAAAUCAGCGGG